UCCACAAGAAGUCGUGCCGCGCCUCUGCUGAGAACGUUGUUCAGUUUGCGCAAGCUCUUUUCGCUCGUCCUCCCUGGUGUCCCGGCGACUUGCGAGCCAAACGUCCACCAUGGAAAAGGUCAAGCCCGGCGUGGUCAAGGUGGUGCAGGUGGGCUACAAGUUGGACGAGACGGCACACGCCCUGCCUGCCCUCCGCAUGGUGCUCGGAUACGCAUUUUCCUGCUUCUUCAUGAUCAUGGCCGUUGCCUCGAAAAUGGCGCAUGUGCAGUGCCUGUUCGUGGUUGCCACCAUGGUGACACUGUUCGUGCUCGAGCCGAUCCCGUACCAAUGCACGUGCAUGCUGCCGCUCUUCCUGUUCCCAAUAUCUCGUCUGCUCGUGGCCCACAAGCUCUUCGGCAUCUACAUGAACGACGAGAUCCUGCGCUCCAUCUCCUCUGUGCUGGUUGGUCUGAUCGCGCUCAAGUCACCGCUGAGCCGCCGCCUCUGCUUGUGGUUUCUGAGCGUGACGGGAGUGCGCGUGAGCCGCGUGCUUCUCUGCGUCAUGCUGCUGGUGUUCCUUGUGUCCAUGCUGGUGGACGCCACGAUGACCACGGGCAUACUGGCCGGCUUCGUGGACCCGCUCAUCUUCGAAAUCUACGCAAACAACCUGCGCAUUCGAUACGCGGAGCACGUCCGAGCCGGUGUCAAGGAAGCGGACGCCACCCUGACCGAGGUGGACUUCGUGUUCAAGCACCCGUCCAAGCAGCGUCGUGUGGUGGCCGGUGAAGCGCGCAUGGACGACACCGUGGAGGAAAUUACGCCGGAGGUCGAGCCAAUGUUCGCUGUCGACACGGAGGGAAACGUCCAAGAGGAGGUCAUGGUCGUCGGUCGAGACGAGGGCCAAGGACCUGCAAAUCUACAAGCCGAACUUUUGGAGAACCCGAUGAUGCGGCGAGAGCAGGUGUCCGAGGCGUUGCGCUCAUUUGGUAUUGACCUGCAGAAGAUGGGACUGAAGCUUGAGCUCCAGGACACCACCACGGACGCAAAGUCUUUGAAGGACACCCGAAGCGCAUUUACGCAUGCGUCCUCUGUCGGCGAGAAUCGGACCACCGACAGCCGUUUCAGCUUCUUCACCCCCAAAAGCGAGCCCGGUGACAAAUACAGUGAUAGAAGCAAUAUCAGCGGAAAGCUUGAAGUCAUCGAGAAAAAAAGCACUGAGCCUAAGACCAAGGCUAACCAGAAACAUAAAGCGAGCAACAAGGAAGAGCUCACCGACAAGAGUAAGGGCAGCGACGGCGAAACAACCAAGUAAGCAAGGAUUGCGAUGUCUAUGGAUAAAGUGGCAUAA
Messenger RNA from Dermacentor silvarum, 1327 nucleotides. RefSeq lists its product as uncharacterized. The record is from RefSeq and is a predicted model, not a curated record. The transcript has 6 exons. Gene Ontology annotation, biological process: citrate transport; monoatomic anion transmembrane transport. Gene Ontology annotation, molecular function: succinate transmembrane transporter activity; citrate transmembrane transporter activity. The coding region runs from base 110 to 1291 and encodes 393 amino acids. Lineage: Eukaryota; Metazoa; Arthropoda; Arachnida; Ixodida; Ixodidae.